This is a messenger RNA of Cercopithifilaria johnstoni, 786 nucleotides long. Lineage: Eukaryota; Metazoa; Nematoda; Chromadorea; Rhabditida; Onchocercidae. The record is from the annotation of a GenBank genome assembly.
AUGAAGUCGCCAACUGAAAACUUGAAAAUUGAAGUCUCUUGUGCAACCAAAGUGGUCAUCACUUGCUCAUGUCUUCGGAAAUCGUCUGAAAUGCAUUGUUCUGAUGUAGAAAAAGCUUACCAGAAGUUAUUAUCAUUGAAAGUAAUGGAGGAUAACUAUUCAAACAUGUAUGCAGAGAAGCGAUUAUUAAAAAGAAAUUUAAGCACAGACAAAUAUUGUUGCCUUCCAUGUGAUGUGGAAUGUCAACGAGCACUGCGAAAUAAAAAAAUGGCAGAAAUAUUAAAUAUUUCUCGUCCGUAUGAAGCUGAUUCUGCAUCGGCUUACACCACUUUUCUAAAAAAUAAAUUGAGAACCAAUUACGAAGAUAUUUUGGACAUCGAAGACACACUGAUUGAACUCUUGCAUGAUUUGGAUGCGCAACCAAAUGUGACAUCGGUUGCUCAUUCAUUUUUACCUAUGCACUCGGAGCUGCGUCGUAUAAUUCAUGAAUACAGCGGACAUUUUGGCAUCGAAACAGUCAGUUAUGGCCAGGAACCACAAAGAAAUGUAGUCGCUAUCGCUAAGCGGAAUGUGAGUUGUAUGCCAGCUAUACUUCUUACAGCCAUUAAAAGGAAUGCGGCAGCAUCAUCUGUAUCAGCGUCAAGAAGUGCAACAAUCGUUUCGUCCAAGACUCUGUCAUCAAUUUCGAAGAAUUUUUGGGCUAUUGAAAACAGGAUGCAGCAGCUGCAACCAGCUGGAAAAGUGCUAAAACGAGGUGUUAAAGAACCACUGAUAUCAAAAAAAUAG